UGGUUAUCUUAAUUGUUUUUUUUUCCAAAGCAGGAUUUGGUGUCAAGAACCACUGAUUUACAAUUAAUCAACUCACAAAGUAAAAUAAAUGCACACGGAUGAACAAAUUCUAAUGUUGAAACAAUAUGGCUGAGUUUAACAGGAGCAAAAUGAAGGUCCGUUGACUUUUCAAGCCUGGCUGGUCCUCGUAGUUUAAUAUUAGCGCCACACUCGGGGGGGGGGGGGGCACAUACAAUGAGUUAAGUUAAAAAAAAAAAAAAGCUCAGGCACCCAAUUGAGUUGAGGUCCAAAGUUCUUGCCGAGCUUCAGUUUUUCCACUUUAGUUCUCCAGAUCACAUAAAACCAAUUUGAAAAAAACACAUCGCGCGUUAUUCGCUUUUGGCAAUGCUAACAACGAGCUUCAGCGUCACUCUCUUGCUCCCCCUACUGGGAGUUCGGUGUGUUGCGCAGGAUGGCGGUCCGAACGGAAACGCCAAGGGAUGCGUUUGCGGCUAUCCGGGGAUCCGGGACCCCGGGCAGAACGGGGCCCCCGGAAGAGACGGCAGGGACGGACUGCGAGGCAACAAAGGGGACAUGGGUGGAAUCGGUGCAGUAGGACCAGUGGGAAAGGAUGGACAAAAGGGAGACAUAGGGCCGCCUGCUGCACCUGGUCCUGUGGGGCUCAAGGGGAAAAGGGGGGACAAUGGAGACCAAGGACCACCUGGUAAAAUGGGCCCACGUGGAAUCGAAGGCCCCAUCGGUCCGAAAGGAAAUAAAGGCGAGCUUGGGGUACCCGGAACCCAAGGACCCAAAGGUGAAGAGGGAUUUUCUGGACCACAAGGUCAGAAGGGAGAAACGGGUCUUCGUGGAGAUCGAGGAAUUCAGGGGCCAAUGGGUCUUCCGGGUAGGUUGGGGUCUAAAGGGGAAGUGGGCGCUCCGGGUACAAAUGGCGGGGUGGGUCACAGAGGUGACAGGGGGUCUCGAGGAGACAAGGGUGACAAAGGCGAGCAGGGAGAUGCUUGGGUCAUCUCCAAAAGCGCUUUCUCCGUGGGACUCACCGCACAGAGCAAACUCCCGACGGCUCAUACGCCCAUCCGGUUUGACAAGAUUAUUUACAACCAACAAAACCAUUAUGAUCCCCAAACCGGAAGGUUCACAUGCUCGGCAGCCGGCGCAUACUUUUUCACCUAUCACAUCACCGUCUUCUCCAGGAAUGUGAAAGUGGCCCUGGUGAAGAACGGGGCCAAGGUGCUUCACACCACAGACAGCUACCAAAGUGGCGAGGACCAGGCGGCCGGGGCCACCGUGCUGCAGCUGGAGCCCGGAGACAAAGUGUGGCUGCAAGUCGUCGGGGGCGAACUUUUUAACGGGCUCUUUGCUGAUGAAGAUGAUGACACCACCUUCUCCGGGUUCCUCAUUUUUGGGGCCUAGUUUUGAGUGGAGGAGUUUGUCCUGAAUAAUGUAAGUAAGCAUCAUGGUUUGCAUCAACUUUCACCUUCAACCUGCAAAUUUUGAUGUUCAUGUUCUCCCUGCAAUUUUUUUCACAAUGCUGUGUUAAGCUUUACGCAGGUGAUAUGGUUGCUGAUGUACAUUUUGAUCAAUUACGUUUGCCUUACAGUACCAAAGCAAUAUAAAACUUGUAUCUUUUAAACCCCAUAAAAUGUUUUUACUAUUUUGAGAGGUCGUAUAUUCCCUAUUGUCAUGUUGAGCUGAACAUAUUUUGGUCUGUUUAGUUUUUUUUUAAUGGACUACCCGCCGUUGUAUAUAGGAUCCCCAUGAAUGUAUCUCAAACGAUGACUGUACUCCUAAUAAUAAAGCAUUUAAAUGUU
This is a messenger RNA of Hippocampus zosterae (dwarf seahorse), 1808 nucleotides long. It is a transcript of the gene c1qtnf9, whose product is annotated as C1q and TNF related 9. NCBI's taxonomy places the organism in Eukaryota, Metazoa, Chordata, Actinopteri, Syngnathiformes, Syngnathidae. Gene Ontology annotation, molecular function: protein binding. The record is from RefSeq and is a predicted model, not a curated record.